ACUGAAUAUCCUUCCCAGGCGCAGAGCCCAAAAGUCCACUCCCCACCACUUUUCCACUGAACAAUCAACCAAACAGCCUCCAAACGGACUGCAAUUACAUUCACUGCGUAUUACUAAACACCAAAUCGUUGAUCUGCACAAUUUACGCACACGCACCACACACACUGAAUACUCCAGCAUCUUGAUCACUUGCGAACUGGCAAUCCGUCGGCGGCAACCGGAUCCGAUCUAGCUUCCACAGGGGAUCCGCAAUGCUGGAUUAUUUUGGGGCCCCGAAUUGAGAUGCAGUCGAACUCACUGCCAUUCCCCUUGAGUCCAUUCAUACUAUUCAAUGGCGGCGAAUUGAGCGAAGAAGGAUUCGAAUUAUCUAGAUUUUUGUUCUUGGGCUCGCUGCUCUUCUCCCAAGGAGGCAGCAUGGAUUUUUCCAAAGUCGGAGAGAAGUUUCUCAGCUCCGUCCGCUCUGCUCGAUCCCUCGGCCUCCUCCCUUCCUCCUCCGAUCGCCCCGAGGUUCCUGAACGAGCUGCAGCAGCAGCUGUUGCUGCUCGAGUUCUUGCUUCACUUCCCCCGCACCAGAGAUAUAGUCUUGCAUCUAGUUCUGAAGAAUUGAGUUCAAUCUAUGGAGAACCUGAUGGUCAAGUUAUUGAGGAACUUGAAGAAGAAUUCUACGAAGAGGAGUUUGAUCCAGUAAGAUAUGUAUUAGAGCAUAUUCCCUGUGAAAGAAUGAGCUUGCAUAUUUCGAGGAAAAGCAAGUUGGAUAGAAUUUCUGAGCGUUUAUCACGCCAUGUAAUGGAGCAUCAUGAAGAAAUGGUGAAGGGAAUGAAUUUGGUACGAGAAUUGGAGAAAGAUUUAAAGGUUGCAAAUGUUAUUUGCAUGAAUGGGCGAAGGCACCUUGUUUCAUCAAGGAAUGAGGUAUCCAGAGAUCUCAUUGUUACCAAAAGUUCGAGGAAGAAACAAGCACUUCUGGACAUGCUUCCGAUUGUGACUGAGCUUCGCCAUGCAUUAGACAUGCAAGUUGUUCUUGAAACUCUUGUUGAGGAGGGGAACUUCUCUAAGGCUUUCCAAGUGUUAUCAGAGUAUUUGCAACUUCUAGAUAGUUUGUCAGAGCUUUCAGCUGUACAAGAGAUGAGCCGUGGUGUUGAGGUUUGGCUGGGAAAAACACUUCAAAAGCUGGAUUCACUCCUAAUAGAAGUUUGCCAGGACUUCAAAGAGGAUUCCUAUAUCACUGUGCUUGAUGCUUAUGCUUUGAUUGGGGAUGUUGCUGGGCUUGCCGAGAAAAUACAAAGCUUUUUUAUGCAGGAGGUUAUCUCUGAAACACAUUCCGUAUUGAAGACUAUUGUGAAAGGGGAUCUAGACAAUCACGAUGCUCAAAGUUCUAGGCUUACCUACAGUGACCUAUGCAUGCAAAUACCUGAAUCCAAAUUCAGGGAGUGUUUACUAGCAACACUAGCUGUCCUGUUCAAGUUGAUGUGUUCGUAUUAUGAUGUGUUGCGCUUCCAGCUGGAGGAUGAGCUUUCUACAACAAACGAUGACACAGAAAUUUUGUCCUCUGUUCAAGAGCCAGCAAUUACUUCUCCGACUCUGCCUGAUACUGAUGGAAGCAAUGGCUUCAGGCAUGCAGAUUAUGCAAAUAAUGAAAGGGAUGAUGGAAGUGCAGCUUCGAGCAGUGGAUCUCCGUGGUUUCAGCUACGGAAAGAUGCUACAACCUUGGUUUCACAUACCUUACGAAGAGGUCGGAGGAAUCUUUGGCAGCUUGUAACAAGCCGUGUCGCAGUUUUGCUUUCUUCUUCAGCUGUUUGUUCUACUAGCACUUAUCAAUUUUUGAAAAAUUAUGAAGAUUUGAACACCUUCGUCUUGUCUGGGGAAGCUUUCUGUGGGAUUGAAGCAGUUGAGUUCAGGCAGAAAGUCAAAACUGUUUGUGAAAAUUACUUUGUUUCUUUCCAUCGGCAAAGCAUACAUGCUUUGAAAAUGGUGAUGGAAAAAGAGAAUUGGUUGACAAUGCCACCUGAAACUAUACAAGUAGUAAGCUUUGCUGGCCUUUUCGGUGAUGGAGCAGCUCUUAUUGUUUCAUCCAAUAGGAUUUCCAAUGUUCAAUUGCUACGUGCUAAUAAAUCAGUAAAUGAAGGUGAAACUGGAUCAAAGAGGAGUGGAUUUGAGAAUUGGCUUAAAAGUGGAAAUCCAUUUUCUCCAGAACUAAGUAAUAGUCCUAAGGAGUACUCUGACUCCUUUUUACCUAAUGGAUCAUCAGUGCCUGGAGAAGCUGGAACCACCCUUGAAAAAUCUUUGCUCAAUAAAGCUACAUCAAAAACUGCUGGUGGACAAAAUUUUAAUGGGAACGCAGCCUUCUCAGAAGAUGAAAAUGAAGACCUUCUUGCUGAUUUUAUCGAUGAAGAUAGUCAACUCCCAAGCCGGAUUUCCAAGCCCAAUCAUUCAAGAAGCCAUUCUUCGCAUUGGAACGAUGAAGAAAUGAGAGCACAAACUGGAUCAUCACUUAGUCUUCUAAGGUUGAUGGAUAAAUAUGCAAGACUAAUGCAGAAGUUAGAGGUAGUCAAUGUUGAGUUUUUCAAGGGAAUCUGCCAAUUGUUUGGGAUCUUUUUCCACUGUAUAUUUGAGAACUUCUGUCAGAUGAAUAUUCACCAUAGCGGAAAAGGCCUGAAUGACUUCCUAUCUCAGAGGUUAAAAACCGCUUUGUCCAGAAUAACACAAGAGUGUGAUCAGUGGAUAAAACCACAGCCUGCGUCAGCUUCCUCCUCUUCUCCCACGUCGCCCAAUACUGCAUUCAGUCUUUCAGAUGUUAUGCCAGCUAGUCCACCCAGUAGCUUGCCAAGCACCUCAUUUAGUCUCAAGGAAAGAUGUACAGCUGCUGACACUGUAUCUCUUGUUGCUCAUUUACUGCAUAGAUCAAAGACCCAUCUUCAGUCAAUGCUUCUGCAAAGAAAUCCGGCAAUUAUCGAAGAUUUCUAUGCGCAUCUGGUGGAUGCUGUGCCAGACCUCACGCAGCAUGUUCACAAAACAACUGCAAGACUACUACUACACAUAAAUGGGUAUAUUGAUAGGAUAACCAAUGCCAAAUGGGAGGUGAGAGAGCUUGGAAUGGAGCACAACGGUUAUGUUGAUUUACUGCUGGGAGAGUUUAAGCACUACACGACACGACUUGCCCGGGGCAUCCGGAAGGAGGUUCAAGACCUUCUCUUAGAGUAUGGAGUUGAAAUUGUUGCUGAAGCUCUCAUUGAAGCAUUCAGGGUGAAGAAGUGUACUAAUGAGGGACGGGCACUAAUGUCGCUGGAUCUUCAGGUUUUGAUUAAUGGCUUAAAGCAUAUAGUCUCUUUUGAUGUGAGGCCAAAACUGCAGAUAGUCGAAGCUUUUAUCAAGGCCUAUUACCUUCCAGAAACUGAAUAUGUUCACUGGGCGCGUGCUCAUCCGGAAUACACGAAAAGUCAAAUUGUCGGGCUAAUCAACCUUGUUGCCACCAUGAAUGGCUGGAGGAGGAGGGCCAGAUUAGAAGUGUUGGAAAGGAUAGAUUCACUGCCAUGAGAUUUCCAUCAUAUGAAUCUCAAAGUUUCUUUCAUCAGCUUACAUUUUUUCCCUGUAUAAUUGAUGUAAAGGUGGAUUUAUUUUUUUAUUUCCAUUCUUACUUCGAGGUUGAUGGUGUAUAUUUUACAUCAAUUAUAAGUGUAAUAUAUCCUUUUCUAAAGGGAAUAGCGAGUGUAAUUUUGAGCUGCGAGAUGUGUACCUUGCCCUGCUGUUCCACUAUUUAUGGUCAUGAAUUUUGUCAUUCAGAAGAAA
This is a messenger RNA of Coffea arabica (coffee), 3783 nucleotides long. The record is from RefSeq and is a predicted model, not a curated record. NCBI's taxonomy places the organism in Eukaryota, Viridiplantae, Streptophyta, Magnoliopsida, Gentianales, Rubiaceae.